This is a messenger RNA of Endocarpon pusillum Z07020, 1374 nucleotides long. RefSeq lists its product as uncharacterized. Gene Ontology annotation, molecular function: protein binding. Lineage: Eukaryota; Fungi; Ascomycota; Eurotiomycetes; Verrucariales; Verrucariaceae. Bases 1 to 1374 code for a protein of 457 amino acids. The transcript has 3 exons. Gene Ontology annotation, cellular component: Golgi apparatus; TRAPP complex. The record is from RefSeq and is a predicted model, not a curated record.
AUGGCUUCGAAACCUCUGAAGAAAGUGGCCAAUCGUGCAUCUCUCACACGACAAUCCACCAGUGGUCCAUUAGACGCAGGGAUAGACCCUCUCAGCCAUUCUGUGCCAACCCAGGUUUCUUCUCCUCACUCCGAUUCAACCAUUGUGUCGCCCGCGACAUCUUCUCGUCAAUCACCUUUUCGGCCCACCAUCAAGUCUCUUCCACCUCCAUCUCCGUCCAAUUACAGGUUCAAUCCGGAGGAUCCAGUGCCGCAAACCAAAGAUCUGUCAUUCCUGCUCCAUCCAUCCUUCUAUCUUCCCAUAUCUCAGACAGAGGUCCCGCCUCAAUUUCGUACCGACCUGACGCCAAUAUCAGCUUCUGCAUCUCUUCCCGAGUUGCUCGCCGAGACUGACAGGCUCCUCUCAAGAGGGCAGUUUCUCGCCGCGGCUCAUACAGCGGCUGGAGCAUUGACCUCAACAGCGCUUGAUUCCACUGAUGUGAAGACUAUAGCUGAUCUGCUUUCCAUCCGAUAUUCGUGCUUAGAGCUGACUGGAAACACUCAAAUAGCUGCUCAGGAAUCAAAAGCACUCGAAGAUCUGAACUCGGACUUUUACUACGUCGUUUCCCCUCCACCAUCUUUCCGGGGGUCACAAUUAGAGACCACAGAUGAUCUCCCAAUCCAUAUCCUCCCUUUCCGCCUUCGACUGCAAGCAUCGCGUCUGCAGUCCAUAGGAUUCUCUGAUCCGCGACGCGGUGUUUCCGCUUUGUACGACCUAGGACUUGAAUGCCGCGAUCAUAUCUCUUCCUCACGGAUCACUACCAUUGAGAAACAGCUAUGGGUACAGCGCCUAAAGGAGCUCGGUAUUCGAGUGGCGAAUGCUCUAAUAGAGGUCAACGACCUAGAAUGCGCCAAGAGAACGUUGAAAGAUUUGCAAUCCUCUGGUGACGUGGACUGGAAGGUACGGAUGGGUUUGAUGCUACUAAAGGUUGGGGAUUUACCUGCCGCGAAGGAGCUGUUGGAUGACUCGUCUGAGACGGUGGCGAUGCUUAAACCACUUCUUGCGACUGCUGAGGGUCAAUUCGAGGGAGCGAUUCAAGGAUGGGAUGACCUCCGUACUCGGAAUCAGGAAAUGCACCUAGCGUCGAUCGUGCGACAGAACCUCGCUGUCAACUACCUUUACGCUGGCCACCUUAAUGCUGCUCGCCAUAUAAUGGAGAGUGCAGUCGAUCAAGGGGAGGGCCAUCGAAGCCUAACCUUCAACCUGGCUACGAUCUAUGAGCUUAGCUCUGAGAAAUCGCAAGAACUAAAGAAGGAUCUUGCGAACAAGGUGGCAUCACAAGAUCAUGCCAUGCUCAAGGGUCAUGGAAAGAUGAACGCCGACUUCAAGCUCUAA